Messenger RNA from Bubalus bubalis (water buffalo), 3338 nucleotides. RefSeq names its product fucosyltransferase 1 (H blood group) (gene FUT1). Gene Ontology annotation, biological process: carbohydrate metabolic process. The transcript has 2 exons. Lineage: Eukaryota; Metazoa; Chordata; Mammalia; Artiodactyla; Bovidae. Bases 55 to 1437 code for a protein of 460 amino acids. Gene Ontology annotation, cellular component: membrane. The record is from RefSeq and is a predicted model, not a curated record. Gene Ontology annotation, molecular function: galactoside 2-alpha-L-fucosyltransferase activity.
CAGGAGGCGGGGGCUGCCGUUCCGGACCUGCGGAGCCGGGGCUCGGCGCCAGGGAUGGGGUGGAGCGCUGCCUCUCUGAGCUAUCUGCCGGGCCGGGGAAGGGCGAAGGCUGUGAUUCUCGGAGCCGCGCCCACUCUCUUACCACUCUUCUCCCGGAACCUUCGCAGCCAGUCGCGGGAGGAGGCGCGGAGAGGGAGGCCCGUCGGGUCUGGGAACCUGGAGUCCAGGUUUCCGAGGAGGGGAGGGAGCGGGGCGGAGGUGGGCCCCCCGCGGGAUGUGGUCUGCACUUGCAGCCGGAGCGCUCCAUUCAAGCCCAAGCCUGCUGUGGGUCCGCCACUCUCCACGAGUUCAGCCAUGUGGGCUCCCGGCCACCGUCACCUCUGUCUGAUCUUCCUGCUAACCUGUGUUUUUGCCUGCGUCUUCUUCCUCCUCAUCCACCAAAACCUCUUUCACAGUGGCUUAGACCUGUUCCUGCUGUGUCCAGACCGUAGCCGGGUGAGCUCCCCCGUGGCCAUCCUUUGCCUGUCGGGCACACCGAUGAACCCCAAUGCCACCUUUACCUGUCCCAAGCAUCCUGCCUCCAUCCCAGGAACUUGGACUAUCGACCCCAAAGGCCGCUUUGGGAACCAGAUGGGGCAGUACGCCACGCUACUGGCCCUGGCCCAGCUCAAUGGCCGCCAGGCCUUCAUCCAGCCCUCCAUGCACGCCGUCCUGGCCCCCGUGUUCCGCAUCACACUGCCCGUGCUGGCGCCCGAGGUGGACAGACACGCUCCUUGGCAGGAGCUGGAGCUUCAUGACUGGAUGUCGGAGGAGUACGCCCACUUGAAGGAGCCCUGGCUGAAGCUCACGGGCUUCCCCUGCUCCUGGACCUUCUUCCAUCACCUCCGGGACCAGAUCCGCAGCGAGUUCACCCUACACGAGCAUCUGCAGCAGGAGGCGCAGCGUUCACUGAGUGGGCUCCGCUUCCCCCGCACGGGGGGCCGCCCGAGCACCUUCGUGGGUGUCCAUGUGCGCCGCGGGGACUACCUACAGGUGAUGCCCCUCCACUGGAAGGGUGUGGUGGGGGACCGCGCUUACCUCCAACAGGCUAUGGACUGGUUCCGGGCCCGGCACAAAGCCCCCAUCUUUGUGGUCACUAGCAACGGCAUGAAGUGGUGCCGGGAAAACAUUGACACCUCCCGGGGGGAUGUGAUCUUCGCCGGAGACGGGCAGGAGGGUGCGCCCAACAAAGACUUUGCGCUGCUCACACAAUGCAACCACACCAUCAUGACCAUUGGCACCUUUGGCUUCUGGGCUGCCUACCUGGCUGGUGGAGACACCAUCUACCUGGCCAACUUCACCCUGCCUGAUUCCAGCUUCCUGAAGAUCUUUAAACCUGAGGCUGCCUUCCUGCCCGAGUGGGUGGGCAUUAAUGCAGACUUGUCUCCGCUCCAAUGAAGGCUGAGUCUUGAGGAACAGGGAGACUUUCUGAAAUAGCCUGAUCCACUUAGGGCCAAUAGUAUGCAUCUCUGGAAGCCCAGAAGAUUCUAGAGAAGCUUGUGGUCUUGCAGGUGCACACCCAUUUCUAGAGUCAUUCUAGUUGGCUAGACUUGGAGAAAAGGGGCAUGGGUGUUUUCUGCCACUGCUGGAACGUUCUAGAAUCAAUGGAAAACCUUUGCAUGGUGGGUGGCGAUGUCUGGAAAAGUUCAUGGCAGUUCUAGAAGGCAUAGUGCCUACCUGUUCUUCCCAGGCCAUAACCAGAGUACUUCUAUAUCACUGCCCCCAAUAACAGGAAUUCACCAUUCCAGUGUUGACCAUCCUGGCCUUUUUUGAGAAGAGAUAGUUCUCAUCUCUGGGUCAGCAGGACUGAAGGAACUCAUGGGUGUUCUAAUUAGUGAAAAGUGAAAGUGAAGUCACUCAGUCGUGUCCGACUCUUCGAGACCCCAUGGGCUGUAGCCCAGCAGGCUCCUCCAUCCAUGGAAUUUCCCAGGCAAGAGUACUGGAGUAGGGUGCCAUAUACAACCAGUAGAUCAACAGCUCACCACUGCUGGAAAGGUUGAUGGAAGACAAACUUAUCUGUAGCUGGGACAGUGUGUGAGCAAAGUGGAACUUUACUUAACAUUUCAGCCCCUGAAAAACCACAGAUAUGCUAAAGUAUGAGAUGGGAGGGGGAAGGGAUGGUGCUGAAUGCUUCAGCCUAAGGAGUAAGGCUCUGCAAAAAUAUCCGGACACUUAAAAAAAAAAACAAAAAACCUCCAAAACUGCCAAAGGUGGACGUGCACACAUUGCCUCCAAGUUCAGUUUGCUUCUGCCAACUAAAGAAGUUUCCUCCUCCAUAGCUGGGCUGCUGGGAGUGAUGGAGUUGAUUUACUGAGGUGGCUAGUGGUAAAGAAUCUGCUUGCCAAUGCACGAGAUGCAGGAGACUUGGGUUCCAUCCCUGAGUCAGGAUCUCCUGGAGGACGAAAUUGCAACGCACUCCAGUAUUCUUGCCUGGAGAAUUCCAUGAACGGAGGAGCCUGGCAGGCUACAGUCCAUGGGGUCACAAAGAGUUGGACAUGACUGAGUGACUGAGUACACACAGCACACCACUGGCAUAAGGGUGCCUUCUGGGCUUGCAGAAAACGGUGGGCAUUGUGUCCCUUGCCAGCCACUCUCUGUCCCUGAAUUCACAGAACCUCUAAGUCUGGCUUUGCACAAGUGAAGGAUGAAAGACUCAGAAGGUAUACAGACUCCAGACUGCAACCCAGGCAGGAGCACAGGGUCUGGACAAGAGGAUGGGUAUUUUUUUGGCCAUGCAGGACAGCAUGGGGGAUCUUAGUUCUUCAACUAGGGAUGGAACCCGCAACCCCUGCAUUUGAAGCUCAAAGUCUUAACCACUGGACCACCAGGGAAGUCUCAGAGAAUGGAAUCAUUGACUCAGAUUUUUAGAACUUCCAUGAGGCUUUUUGAAAGAAAUGAAGGUAGAUACCUUUAUUACAGAGUUGUCUGAGAAUUUGAGACCUUUUCUAGUUUUCUCGGGGGGUUUUGGGGGACCAGUCCCUACUCGACUACCGUAGGUGGGAGAGAGGGAUGUAUGAAUUAAAAUCCACACCACCAACCAAUCUCUGCAGGUUUUUUGGAGACUUGUGUGCAUGAGGGUGUGUGAGUAGGAGUAAAGGUGUGGAACUUCCGGGGACUUCUCAUUUCUUGGGACAUGAGUUCCUUCUUUUUCGUGCCCUACUUGUGUGAUUUGUGGUCUCAGAGACCCAAUUCCUUCCUCGGAGACUCUCUGCAUUGGCCCCCAGACCUCUUUCCCCUGGGACCCUGGUAUCCAGCCCCACAGGCUGGAGAGAGACGGUGGGGUGGGGCGUGAACAAAGA